Molecule: messenger RNA, 902 nt
Organism: Coturnix japonica (Japanese quail)
Lineage: Eukaryota; Metazoa; Chordata; Aves; Galliformes; Phasianidae
Source: RefSeq, a predicted model, not a curated record
AUGCGCGGAGAGCGCGGGGCGGCAGCGCCUGCGCUGAUGCAGCUGCGGGCUGAGGCGCCGUCGGCCGCAGCGGGCUCGGUGACCGGCGUCCUGCGGGCCAGCCCCGCCGUCGCUCCCCCGUCCUCCGCCUCCUCCUCCGCCUCCUCCUCCUCCUCGCCGCCGCAGCUGGCGCUGCUCGUGAUGCAGCCGUGCGGCGGCGAGGAGGAGGCGGCGGCGGCGGGAGGCGGAGUGCUGCCGGUCGCCGAUGCGCCGCUGCCGCCGUCCGCAGCGGGCGGCCUGAUGCUGUUCUACGAGCUGGGCCCCGCCGACGGCGAGGCAGAGACCGGGGAAGAGGAGACGGCGGCGGCGGGGGCGGGUGGCGAGAGCACGGCCAGCCCCGAGGAGCUGGAGGAGGAGGAGCAGGCGGCGGCCUCCAGCGGAGAAACGGCGGCGGGCGGAGGCUGCAAGAGCUGCACGUACCAGGGCUGCAGCGAGACCACCACGCAGGUGGCGAAGCAGCGCAAGCCGUGGAUGUGCAAGCGGCACCGCAAUAAGAUGUACAAGGACAAGUACAAGCGCAAGAAGAGCGACCAGGCCAUGGGCGGAGGCGGCGCUGCGGCGGCCAACGCGGGGGGCGGCCCCAGGGCUGAGGUGAGGCGGGGGGCGGAACGUUGUGGGUGGAAAAGUGGUUUUAGCUGUGCGAGUAGUGCCUGCUUUGAGCUUCACUCAUUGCUUUUGCUUUGCAACGGGAACUCGUGUGCUUCUGUCUGCUUCCCCUUUGUCAUCUGUGGAGCGUCUCCAGCUCUAGUUGCUACUCAGCCUGUAGAGCAGAAGGCUCCAGUGAGGCAUCGUUGCAGCCUUCCAGUACUUAAAGAGACAGAAUGACCCGGGUUGGAAGGGACCUCAAGGAUCAUGUAGUUCCA